Molecule: messenger RNA, 1200 nt
Organism: Trichoderma harzianum CBS 226.95
Lineage: Eukaryota; Fungi; Ascomycota; Sordariomycetes; Hypocreales; Hypocreaceae
Exons: 6
Coding region: 1-1200 (399 amino acids)
Molecular function (GO): monooxygenase activity; iron ion binding; oxidoreductase activity, acting on paired donors, with incorporation or reduction of molecular oxygen
Source: RefSeq, a predicted model, not a curated record
AUGAAAGCAAGGUGGUCGCGCUUCUGGCUUAUCUGGAUUGACAUGUCAGGACGCCGUUCCAAAACUAUCCACGAGCUCCACCAGAAGUAUGGCAGUGUUGUUAGAAUCGGUCCAAGGGAAGUGUCCUUUUCUAGUCGGCAAGCGAUGAAAGACCUUUAUGGAUCCGGGAAUAAGUUUAUGAAAGGCCCUACAGAGCAUCGGUCAAGGCAGAAGCGCAUUGCACAUGUCUUUGCACCGGCAUCAAUUGCAGCUGUAGAGCCGCUUGUAAAAGAACAAGUUCAAAAGCUACUACACUUUCGAAUAUUCGCCCUCGAUGUUGUUGGAUCUGUCUUCUUUGGGCAGAGCUUUGGUGGACUUGAUAACGAAGCGCCGCCCAAGAUUUUGUAUGAUCUAGAUGAGGUGUUUCCCUCUCUUUUGAUCGAGUGGCAAUUUGCCGCCAUUCGUUCACUCCUCCUCGCUAUUCCACACAAGCCUAUGCAGCAUUUUCUGAGAAUCGCCUCAGAAUUCUAUGAUAAAUAUGGAACUGAAAAGUUCAAUGAGUACAUUGCGCGACAUGGCCGUUCUGGGGAUCGCAUCGACCUCCUCACCAAGCUUAUCGCCGGCAGCAAGGACUACGGCCCACUAGACGAUAACGAGAUUGUCAAUGAGACGACGAAUCUAUUUUUUGCUGGAACUGAUACUACUAGCAACACGUUUACAUACAUGUUCUACGAAUUGGCGAAACAUCCGCAGUGGCAAAAGCAGCUGCAGGCUGAACUAGACGAAGCAGUACUUGAAGAGGUUCCAGAGUAUAAGCAUGUUAUGAACCUGCGUGUGUUGGACGCCGUAAUCCAUGAGACAUUGAGAUUUCAUCCCGCGGCGCCGGCAAGUCUACAGCGACUUGCACCUAGUGAAGGAGGUGCAGUGGUGGAUGGAAUCGCUAUCCCCCAGAAUUUUGAUCCUGGCAGAUGGCUUUCUGCGUCUGAAGAUCAUCUCAAUGUGAUGCACGAAUACAUUCUCGUUUGGGGCAAAGGACAGAGAGCAUGUUUGGGGAAGCCCAUGGCAUAUAUGGAACUGAAGGUAGGAACGGCUGCACUGAUAGGGAAGUUCAGUGUUGAAAUAGGUAGCGUCACGAUCGAUGAUGAUAUGGAAAUGACUGAUCAUUUUGCCUUGGUGCCAAAAGGAAAGAGAUGUAUUUUACGUCUGAAGGAAAGAAGCUAA